GUCCCCUCCGGUGCCCUCCCUUCCAGUUUGGCCGCACAGGACAACGUUUGUCCCGGACUCCGUUGCAGGCAGCGCUGUAACUUCGACGAGCAACUGCGGCUCCUACUCUUCGUGAAGCACGUCAACUCGAGCGGGGGAAGAUUUUCGACGUUCUGUGGCCCGGCCGUCGGCACGUUGAAACACUUCGUGGAGUGGAAGUAAAAGAAGAGACGGGACGGGAAAGUGGACGAGAAAAAAACGACUGGGAGGAUUCAAGCGGGCUCGCCUCCUUGCAGCAUCUCGGCGAGGCCUUCAUCUUCCCCCAUGGGUGCACCCUGCGAGGACGCGACACGCAGACGCAAAUCACCCGAGCAAGACGACAAGUGUGAAAGAAUGAAGACCAGCUAGACGUGUCCCGUCUCCCACGAGUAACUGCGGUUUGAGUUUUUUUUAUUUUUUCCCCUCCCCCCCCUUUGGAAACGCGCCACAUCUUUUGGACAACAUGAGCACGGAAGGUUACCAGUACCGAGCGCUGUACGACUACAAGAAGGAGCGCGAGGAAGACAUUGACCUUCACGCCGGGGACGUGCUGCUGGUGAGCAAAGGGGCGCUGGUGGGCCUGGCGUCCCUGAGCUACACCGACGGCCUGGAGCAGCGGCCCGAGGAGAUCGGCUGGCUGCCCGGCUUCAACGAGACCACGCAGGAGAAGGGCGACUUCCCCGGCACCUACGUCGAGUACGUCGGCAAGAAGCGCAUCUCGCCGCCCACGCCCAAGCCCCGCCCGCUACGCCCCUUGCCCGUGGCCCCGGCCGCCUCCAGGGCCGAGUCCGAUUCCGACUUGGAGCAAGGCGCGUGGCUGCUGGACCUGACGGAGCAGUUUUCCCUCCCCGAGACGGCCCCGCCGCACCUGGCCCGCCUGCUCGACGCCAUCGAAAAAAAAGGUCUGGAGAACCCCACGUUGUACCGGACUUUUACUGCAGGGGGCGGUAAUGAAGUCAGGCAAUAUUUGGAGUCCGACCCGGCCUCGGUGGACCUGGACCAGAUGGAGCUUCCCGCCCUGUGCGACGGCCUGCGUCGCUACCUGCAAGACCUCCCUCAGCCCAUCGUCCCGACCGCCGUGUACGCGCAGCUGCUGCACGCCGCCAAAGAGGUGUCCAAUCCCGAGGAGUGCGCCCAACAGCUGCGUCGCAUUGCCGGCGGCCCCGCCCUGCCCCCCCAGUACUGGCUGGCCCUCCAGUGCGUUCUACGCCACCUGGCCCGCGUGUGCCAGAGCGCCGCCAAGAACCUGUUGAGCGCCCGAGCGCUGGGCGAGAUUUUCAGCCCGCUUUUCUUCAGGCAGCAGAGCGCCAGCUGCGAGCCCAGCCUGGAAGCCCACGUCAGGAUCAUCGAGGUUCUGGUGGCCAGCGAAUGGACCGAAAGUCAGGCCGCUCCAGCUCUACCUCCCAAGCCGCCCAAGCCCGCUCCCGUUCCUAACAACGUUCAGAACAACGGCAUGGCGCUCCAGGACGCCGAAUGGUACUGGGGGGACAUCUCCCGCGAGGAGGUCAACGAGAAGCUGCGGGACACGGCGGACGGAACCUUUUUGGUCCGCGACGCUUCCACCAAGAUGCACGGCGACUACACGCUAACGCUGAGGAAAGGCGGCAACAACAAGCUCAUCAAGAUCUUCCACCGCGACGGCAAGUACGGCUUCUCGGACCCGCUCACCUUCGGCUCGGUGGUGGAGCUCAUCAACCACUACCGCAACGAGUCGCUGGCGCAGUACAACCCCAAGCUGGACGUCAAGCUGCUCUACCCGGUCUCCAAACACCAACAGGAUCAGGUGGUGAAAGAGGACAACAUCGAAGCCGUGGGCAGGAAGCUGUGCGAGUACCACCAGCAGUACCAGGAGAAGAACAAGGAGUACGACCGUCUGUACGAGGAGUACACCAGAACCUCGCAGGAAAUCCAAAUGAAGAGGACCGCCAUCGAGGCCUUCAACGAAACCAUCAAGAUCUUUGAGGAGCAGUGUCAAACGCAGGAGCGCUACAGCAAGGAGUACAUCGAGAAGUUCCGGAGGGAGGGCAACGACAAGGAGAUCCAGAGGAUCGUGGGCAACUACGAAAAACUCAAGUCCAGGAUUAGCGAGAUCGUGGACAGCAAGAGCCGCCUGGAGGAGGACCUGAAGAAGCAAGCGGCCGACUACCGGGAAAUCGACAAGAGGAUGAACAGUAUCAAGCCGGACCUCAUCCAGCUGCGCAAGACCCGAGACCAGUACCUCAUGUGGUUGACCCAGAAGGGCGUCCGGCAGAAGAAGCUCAACGAGUGGCUGGGAAUCAAGAACGACAACGUGGAAGAUCAGUACUCGAUGGUGGACGACGACGAAGACCUGCCCCAUCACGACGAGCGCUCGUGGAAGCUGGGCAACAUCAACCGGCUGCAGGCCGAGGCGCUCCUGCAGGGCAAGCGCGACGGAACAUUCCUGGUGCGCGAGAGCAGCAAGGCCGGCUGCUACGCUUGCAGCGUCGUCGUGGACGGCGAGGUGAAGCACUGCGUCAUCAACAAGACGCCGUCGGGCUUCGGUUUCGCCGAGCCCUACAACCUGUACGGCUCGCUCAAGGAACUGGUCCUCCACUACCAGCACACGUCUCUGGUGCAGCACAACGACUCUCUGAAUGUGACGCUCGCCUACCCGGUCUACGCGCAGCAGAGGCGGUGAGGCGGCCGGGGGCCCGCGUACGACAAAGGAGGCUUCAGCAAGGACGGGGAGGGGGGGGCGGGCGGGACGCACCACCCAAAAAGGACGAGCUUUUCGGCGACUGCCCGACCAGUCUGAAUGUACUUUUCAUCUUCUUUUAAGCGUUUGUGUGCCCCCCCCCCCCCCACUUCCCAACCCAACCCCCUCGGGACCCCCCCCCCCGCCCCAGGACACUUUGAGGCCUUUUCCUAAACGGUGCUUGCGGAUUUGAGAGCGCUUUACCGGCCGCUGUGGAACUCCACCCCCGACCCCCCCACCCCCCCCACCUGCCGCCCCUUUUGUUUUUUCAUGUGCGUGUGCACAUGUUUCUUUGUGUUGAGUUCGUGUUGGUGUGAGUGCGCGCGAGACUGUGAAAGAGUUUGCGGCACGAAAAAAAAGUGAACGUGUGAUUGCGUGUGCACGCGAGAGCACGUUUCUGUCCUUGCGCGUGAGUCCGUUUGUGAGUCGGCGCGUGCGUCCUUAGCAAGACUGUCCGUGUGACCAAAACUCAUGAAAGGGUGAAAGAGGCGCAUCGCGUGCGUGGAGGUACUCGCUGGUAUCGACGGUCGAAUAGCAGACGUGGAUCAGCUGAUCAAUGUAGCAUAAUGGCACUUUUUGCAACCGCCCCCCCCCCCCCCCUGCCCUUCCUAUUGGACGAGUCCUAUGGACUUUUGGGCGGGAGGCGGUUAAACUAUGAACCAAGCGCACCAAAGCAGUAAAAAAAAAAACAAAACAAAAACAAAAAAAAUGUUUCCGUUGAGUUGAUUUUUUUUUUUUCCUUUUGGUUUCUGAUCUGCUAUGCAAUUGUUUGUCCACACUCUGUUGCAAAGCCUCAUAUAAGCUUGUGUCAAUAUCCACAGUGGUAUUUUGAAAUGUACAAAUGCCAACCUGCCGUCAACAUCUGGUUUUGGUUUUUUUUCUGGAAAUAAUAAUUUAAAAAAAAAAAAAGUCCGACCGACGGAGGGAGGAAAAAGCUAUUUUAUUAGUCCUGCGUCGCUUCAAACUGCUCCCGUCUCAGGCAGAACGGUCCAGGCUGCUUCGCUCAGAAAUGCAGUUGACGCGGAACACUGUUUUCACGUAUUUUCAUAUAACAACUAGAGAGAGAGAGAGAAAUAUUUACCCCCCACCUCCUACAAAGCCGUGGCAAAUCAAUAGAACAUCCGUGAUUCACUUUAGUAUUUUUCUGUAUCAGAAAAUGAAAAUAUCGACGGCGGGUGGGUGAGCUCAUUUCACUUUCCGUUUCCACGCUAACGUGAUUAGCAUUAUUAGCGUCGCCAUUUGAAACGACUUUGCCCCCGAUUGCACGCCCACCUUCGUUUCCCAACUUUGACAUUUAAGCUACUUACAAAAAGGUUUGGCAUAUUUGGAUGAAAAAAAAAUGAGUAAGAUGCGUGCGACGGUGCCAUGCGCGAGACCAGGGGAGUCACAGAAAGCCGUGUAAGGAAAUAAUGAUGAUUGCAUCUCAGAUUUCUGACAGGUUUCCCAUUGAGUGGAUGUGAAAUCCUGUUGCAUGGACAGCAGCAGGCGGCUAAAGAGAAUUCCCUCACGCUAUUAUGUUGCCGCUAUCGAGAGAUGAUCGAAAAAUCUCCAUCGUUUGGAGGAAAAAAAAAAUUUCUUCGGACCAAUCAAGUGAAAUUGGCUCAUUUCCCAAGACCCGCUGCGUUUGCUAACAAACAAACAAGCUAGCUGUAAACGAUGAGCGCAAUGCAAAAAAUGUCGUGGCUAACUAGUGGGUGUACAUCGCUUUUGUUUUGAAAUGUUUUUGACUGAAAAGGAAAAAAAAGAAAACUCAUCAAGGCUACUCGAUGUGUCACAUGUGACGUUUUGUCUCACCUUUUUCAACAAGCUGCUGAUGUCGUUUCAUUUGAUGAUGAGGAGGAGUUGUUGUUGUUUAUUUUUACGAGUUGUUUUUUUAAUCGUUUCCUCAGCAUCACGAAGCAUUCUUUUUGUUGUUUUCUCCUCCGGCUUUGGACGACGAUUGGGACUUUUUUUUUUGCCAGGAGAUCCCCAACGUGUUUGGUGAAUUGACAUGAUGGUUUCCCUUUGUUGCUUCAAAACCUGCAUCGGGCUCCCUUGAAAAAAUAAAACCCCUUUCUUUUUAACAAAA
Molecule: messenger RNA, 4802 nt
Organism: Hippocampus zosterae (dwarf seahorse)
Lineage: Eukaryota; Metazoa; Chordata; Actinopteri; Syngnathiformes; Syngnathidae
Gene: pik3r1
Product: phosphoinositide-3-kinase, regulatory subunit 1 (alpha)
Exons: 15
Coding region: 482-2677 (731 amino acids)
Biological process (GO): phosphatidylinositol phosphate biosynthetic process; insulin receptor signaling pathway
Cellular component (GO): phosphatidylinositol 3-kinase complex
Molecular function (GO): protein binding; 1-phosphatidylinositol-3-kinase regulator activity
Source: RefSeq, a predicted model, not a curated record